Messenger RNA from Aspergillus alliaceus, 492 nucleotides. RefSeq lists its product as uncharacterized. Bases 1 to 492 code for a protein of 163 amino acids. The transcript has a single exon. The record is from RefSeq and is a predicted model, not a curated record. NCBI's taxonomy places the organism in Eukaryota, Fungi, Ascomycota, Eurotiomycetes, Eurotiales, Aspergillaceae.
AUGUCCAUCCGAGCUCUCAACCAGAACUUUCCCUCCUUGAACUUUGCUGCCAAUGCGGAAGAACAGGGCCCAUCUCACCCUUUCCUUUCUCCUCACGGUGAAGGCGACCAACCUUAUCCCAACCCGUGGUCUUUCCAGUCUGGAAACGGUCAAGCCGGCCGCCCAGGCCAUCCCUACAAGUUUCCGUGGGCCCAGGCCGGCGACGAAGACAAGGGCAACGAACCUAACAACGAAACCGGUAAUACCUCCGCUUCUCGCAAGCCAUACCCAUACCCAGGUCCCGCGGAAGGUCAUCCACUGUACACCUUCCCCGGCGCCUCUGAAAGCUGUAAACCAUACCCCUUCCCGGGCUACGCUCAACAGCCGCGCACCUACCCGGGCCCUCUUCCAUGGCACCAGCCGCACGCCUAUCGCAGCCUUGCGGAGGGUAGGAAACCAUACCCUUCCCUUUGGGAUGGGGGACCGAUUGCUGUUGCUGCCGGGGAGAAUUGA